AUGCACUUACUGUCACAUAAAGGCGAUGAGAAGUGUGCAAAGCUUGGAGGUGUUUGUGUUGAUGAUAGCAUCAGCUACUGUUCCGGAAGUUACGUCAGUCAUGCUUGUUCCGGUGGAGCACACCACAGAUGCUGCUUGGCUAAGCACACUCUUGUGGACAUUGGCGACUGUUCUGACUUCAACGUCACCAUAGUCUCGCGAGAUUCCUGGGGCGCGAGAAGACCCACCGUUAUCGAGACUAUUCAUCUUCCGGUUCCGUGGGUGUUCAUCCACCAUGGCGGACACGAGUGUCAAUCCCUGGACACGUGCGCCAGUUCAGCGCUUGGCAUCCAGAAAUACCACAUGAACUCAAGAAAGUACUGGGACAUCGCCUACAGUUUCCUGGUGGGCGGGGACGGGCGGGUGUAUGAGGCACGUGGUUGGCAUCAUCGCGGUGGACACACCCACGGCUACAACACGAAGAGCAUCGCCGUGUGCGUGCUCGGCAACUACAUGGAACGUCUUCCCAGCAGGAGCACCCUCGACGUCAUCCACAGACUGCUGGCGUGCGCGGCGGCCAGAGGAAAGAUCUCCCACAACUACCGCCUGUAUGGACACCGCGACGUGCGGGCGACGGCGUGUCCCGGGACACAGCUGUAUAAUGAGAUCAAGACGUGGACUCACUACAGUACUGUCAAACCGGGAUAGAGGGCGUACUCGUUUCGUCCCCAAACCUGUUCGCCCCAUGUCACUUUGCCCCAUACCAGUUCGCCCCCCCAAAAAAAACUGACACUUGGGACGAAUUGACAUGGGGCGAACUGCUUUUGGAUGUGAAACGUCUGGUACCCAUAUAUGUACAGGCAUAAAAAUUAAAGAGAAUUUGCUGAAUUUGCUUCCAUUGUAAGAUGUUUCCUACUAACAAA
This is a messenger RNA of Gigantopelta aegis, 902 nucleotides long. RefSeq names its product peptidoglycan recognition protein-like. Gene Ontology annotation, molecular function: zinc ion binding; N-acetylmuramoyl-L-alanine amidase activity. Gene Ontology annotation, biological process: peptidoglycan catabolic process. Lineage: Eukaryota; Metazoa; Mollusca; Gastropoda; Neomphalida; Peltospiridae. The coding region runs from base 1 to 687 and encodes 228 amino acids. The transcript is spliced from 4 exons. The record is from RefSeq and is a predicted model, not a curated record.